This is a messenger RNA of Bufo bufo (common toad), 1376 nucleotides long. It is a transcript of the gene TEDC1, whose product is annotated as tubulin epsilon and delta complex 1. Lineage: Eukaryota; Metazoa; Chordata; Amphibia; Anura; Bufonidae. The record is from RefSeq and is a predicted model, not a curated record. The coding region runs from base 67 to 1362 and encodes 431 amino acids. The transcript has 8 exons.
CGCGCACACUUCCGGCGUCGCCUGGCAACCCUUGACAGUGGCGGCCGUUCAAUUCCGUGAAACAAGAUGAAGCGGGUAAACCAUCUGAAGGAGGCGCUGUGCGCCCUGUGCCGCAUCUUGUCUGCCUCGGGUUCACACUGGGAUCCUGAAACGUUGCGGAAGUCUAAGUUUAACCGGCCAGAGGCGGCAUCGACGUUCUGGAAUCUGCUGUACUGCUUGCUGAGGCAAAUCUCUCCAGGCCGGCCGGAUUCAUCGCCUCCAGCACAUGAGAAGAUGACCCCGGGCGAUCGUGUGAGAUACGUGAAAGGCGUACUACAGAUCCAAGGCUACGGAAGGCCGGCGUUUUACCGUCUCCCUGAUGAUGGUCACGAGGGCAGCAGGGAAAUACUCCUGGCCUUUUCGUGGCUCUUGCAAAAAGUGAAGAUACUUGAAAAUCUUUUGGAGAAGAAGAGAGUUAAAGUAGGAGACCACAUUACCAUCUGCGUGUGUCCUCAUGAUGCAUCAGUCCAAAAAUGUAAAGACCACUCUUCAUCCUGUAAACAAGAGACGGAUAUCCGAUUCCUUCAGUGGCUGGACGGCAAGCUGCGAUUUUGCUGGAGAUCUUUACAUGCAGCCCAUCUGGAGGAAUGCGCUGUUUUAUAUAAGAUCCAUUCGUAUACUCGGGGUUGCCACAUUGACAAAACCACCGGUCAUUUGUCGGCCAUGGAAACAGCGCUUCUUCGACAACCCAAAAGCUGUGAUAAGUUGCUGCAAGCUAUGGAGUCGGAGAUGUCCUACCUAGAAGCCUACGUGGGGUGGAAGCAUGUAGAACCUGUAUACUGGCAAUGGAUGGACACGGUCUUGGAGUCUGCUUGUGAAGCCGAACAUGACUUCUCUGUUCCGAAUAUGAACCCAGUAUGCACAUUUGUCACAAGUCGUUCUCAAGCACAGUAUAUACCUCCUGAUAUAAAGGUGCUAAGCAAGUGUAUACGUGAUACACAAGAGCAGCUAGCUGUGCUCAGGAGUCCACGAGAACAGAUGAAAGAAAUGGAAACAGAAUUUAGUGAAAAGGAGCUGAAGAAAAUCAAGCACGAGGUAAAGAAGAAAAUGGAGCAUUGUAAACCCCAGGGUGCAGAAGCCAAAGAUAUCCACGGCUCAUAUAGACUUCUCCUUAAAGAACACAAGUCUGUGAAUAAGGACUGUUCGAUGAAUGACGUUCAUGUCAAUGAGGUGACAAAAUGUCUACAGUCCGUCAUACAUAAGAUGGAAGCGGAGUAUUGUGAACUACAGGAUCAGUGCCGGAAAAGAUUGGAUGACAUCACUGAAGAGCUUCAAGGGAUCGUUUGUAUUCCGCCAGCCAAGAGUAAUUUUUCCAUUUUGUAAUAAAUGAUGGCGUA